CGUUUUCCCUCUAUUUUCUCUUUCUUCCAACUAUUUUCUCUACCUUUUCCGUUGUUGCAAGAUUCCUUCAACCUCUUGCAACAAUUUCAACAUCUUCAUCUUCUUCUCACACAUACAAGCUUCAAUUCUACCAAAAGUUGAAGCUUUUUCAUACAUGAUUUGGUUAAGAAUUUAGUAUAUUGAACGGUGAUUGAUUCUGGGAUCUGGCAGAAGCAGAAACGUGUGGAUCUCUGCAAAUUCUGCACUUUUUUCCAUCUGGGUAUUGUUGAUUUGGGUUUCUAAUGGGUAGUUUGAGAUACAAGGCAGGAUUGUUUCUUAUAGGUACUGUUGUUAUCAUUUGGGUCUCCUCUGCUGAAGUCACCCAGGAUAUUUAUACCGAUUAUAAGCAGCCAUUUGUGGUGACAUAUCUUGGAGCUUCUCUCAUGGUACUUUACCUCCCAAUAGCAUUCAUUAAGGAUUGGUUCUAUAACUUUCUUAAACACCGCUCUUCUAAAAGUGGAAAAAAUGCAGAAAGCGGCAAUGGAAUGCAGAAAGACUUUGAAAUGGAACUAGGGAAUGUGGUUCGAAAAGACAGUGAUAUAGACCUUUCAACUCUUGGAGAGAUAGCACCAUUGGUGGCUAAAUAUAAUGAAACUAGUUUGGCAAAGGAAGAAAAAGAACUUACUACAAAGGAAAUUGCUACUUAUGGAUUUUACAUUGCACCUAUCUGGUUCAUAACAGAGUAUCUAUCAAAUGCUGCUCUUGCACGUACUAGUGUUGCGAGUACAACAGUAUUGUCAUCUACUUCAGGACUCUUCACUCUUUUCAUCGGUGUAUUAAUGGGCGAAGACACUUUAAAUAUAUCAAAAGUAGUUGCUGUCUUGGUCAGCAUGACCGGAGUUGCCAUGACAACUCUGGGCAAAACUUGGGCCGCAGAUGACUCGCAAUUUAAUGCUUCCAAUGGACAGCGCUCUCUUGUUGGAGAUCUUUUUGGCCUUCUCUCAGCCAUGUCAUAUGGUCUAUUUACUGUUCUUCUUAAAAAGUUUUCUGGCGAAGAAGGUGAACGGGUUGACGUGCAAAAGCUGUUUGGAUAUAUUGGAUUGUUUACACUUGUAGCGCUAUGGUGGCUUAUCUGGCCAUUGUCGGCCUUAGGAAUUGAACCUAAGUUUGCGAUUCCGCACUCUGCCAAAAUGGAUGAAGUGGUUAUUGCAAAUGGACUUGUUGGAAGUGUUCUCUCAGACUACUUCUGGGCACUCUGUGUCGUAUGGACAACUCCCCUUGUGGCCACUUUGGGCAUGUCACUCACCAUUCCUCUUGCUAUGAUGGCUGACAUGGUAAUCCAUGGUCGCCAUUAUUCUGCGUUAUACAUGCUUGGAUCAGCUCAGGUAUUUGCUGGGUUUGUGAUAGCAAAUCUUUCAGAUUGGGCGACAAAGAGGUUGGGAUUAUAACACAUGAUGUUUUCUUGAUUAGUUUGGGGCAACACUUAUUCUUUUUUUGGUUGAUUAUAUUUCCACUACUCAGAUUGAGUGUCAUAGCAUGAGUCACACAAUAUGUUGAAAACCAAAACCAUGAUCUUGGUUUUUUUUUGUUGUUGUAAUUUUCAAGGAAAGCAACAAAAGAGUGUUGUUUCCAUGAUGUAUUUGUUCUGUGUAUAUGAUUUUCUUCUAUAGCGAGUUCUUCUUUGUUGUAAUCAUGUCCAAGAUGAGAGAUGCUAGCCAAUAAUGUAACCAAUCAUUGUUAUAUAAUUUGUAGCAACACGACUAAAUGUGUUCUUGAAUUGAACAAUUGAGAA
This is a messenger RNA of Medicago truncatula (barrel medic), 1771 nucleotides long. RefSeq lists its product as uncharacterized. The transcript is spliced from 8 exons. Gene Ontology annotation, cellular component: membrane. NCBI's taxonomy places the organism in Eukaryota, Viridiplantae, Streptophyta, Magnoliopsida, Fabales, Fabaceae. The record is from RefSeq and is a predicted model, not a curated record. Bases 282 to 1427 code for a protein of 381 amino acids.